Molecule: messenger RNA, 1831 nt
Organism: Humulus lupulus (European hop)
Lineage: Eukaryota; Viridiplantae; Streptophyta; Magnoliopsida; Rosales; Cannabaceae
Product: cytochrome P450 CYP94D108-like
Exons: 1
Coding region: 66-1607 (513 amino acids)
Molecular function (GO): heme binding; iron ion binding; monooxygenase activity
Source: RefSeq, a predicted model, not a curated record
ACAAGUACCUGCAGUAUUGAAACAGUAUUAGCUUGCCCAAGCUUCUUCUUCAAAUAGUGACGUCAAUGGAUCUAUUCUCUCUUUCAUUAUUACUCCUUAUUAUCAUACUUUCUGUAAUCUCCCUUUACCUCUACUACUACCAGUAUCAGCUCAAUGUACCACAACUGAGCCACCAAAUAGGUUUCAAGAACUAUCCACUACUAGGAGCCAUUCCGGGAUUCUUGAGGAACCGACACAAGUUCCUUCAAUGGACCACCGAAAUGCUCCGCUAUAGCCCCACCAAUACUGCCGUCUUCUUCCGUCCGCACAACUUCUAUGGCGUUAUAACCGCGAACCCCUUGAACGUGGAGCACAUGCUUAAGACCAACUUUGAGAACUACCCGAAAGGAGACCAAUUCAUUUCCCUCCUUGAUGACUUCCUUGGCCGGGGAAUCUUUAACUCCGACGGCGAGCUCUGGCAUGUCCAGCGUAAAACGGCGAGCUACGAGUUCAACACGAAAUCCCUCAGGAAUUUCAUUUUACAAAACGUCGUCGUUGAGAUCAAGACGAGGCUCGUUCCUGUUCUUGAAAAGGCCUCCGAGUUGGGUCAGGUUUUGGACAUUCAAGACGUUUUGGAGCGGUUUGCUUUCGAUAACGUGUGCAAGUUGGCUUUCAACGUAGACAUGGGUUGUUUGGGCAGCGUGGGAGAAGGAGCAGUCAUUGGAACGCAUUUUAUGGCAGCUUUCCAGGAAGCUGCUACGCUAAGCUGCGAUAGAUUCUUCUAUGUUUUCCCACCUUUGUUGAAGAUCAAGAAGUUUCUCAGCAUUGGAUCAGAACGAAGAUUAAAAACAGCAGUCUUCGCUGUCCAUAAGUUUGCAGACAAUAUCAUACGCUCAAGACUAGAAUCUAAAAAGGAGGAAAUAGGCGAAGAGGAUUUACUGUCUCGAUUUAUAGAGAACGACGAUAAUUCGCCUGAGUAUUUACGAGACAUAGUUAUUAGCUUCAUUCUAGCGGGACGAGAUACGACCUCGUCGGCCUUGACUUGGUUCUUUUGGCUCAUAUCAACCAGACCAGGCAUCCAAGAAAAAAUCCUGAACGAGCUCGAAGCGAUUCGAGUUCGAACCGGGAAAAGAAUUGGCGAUACAUAUGGAAUUGACGAGCUCAAAGAUAUGAAUUAUUUACAAGCUGGAAUAUAUGAGUCCAUGAGACUAUUCCCACCCGUACCAAUCGACACAAAGGCCAGUGUAAACGAAGAAAUUUUCCCAGAUGGGACAUUUGUAGGGAUAGGUUGGAUGGUGAUUUGUCAAACGUAUGCAAUGGGAAGGAUGGAGAGCAUUUGGGGUAAGGAUUGUGAAGAGUUUAAGCCUGAGAGGUGGCUUGAAAACGGUGUGUUUAAGCAAGAGAGUCCGUUUCGGUAUCCGGUGUUUCAUGCAGGUCCCAGAAUUUGUCUCGGAAAGGAAAUGGCCAUUAUUCAGAUGAAGUCUAUUGCUGCGUCGGUGAUUGAGAGGUUCGAGUUUGAUGCAGUGUGUAAGGACACAUGUCCGAAUUUUGUUAUGGCCCUUACUCUAAGGAUGAAAGGUGGAUUGCCCGUCACCAUGAGGGUUAGGAAAACCACUCUGCCUAAUUGACAAUGAUUAUCAAGUACCAAAACAAAAGAUAAUAAAAUUAGGUUGUGAUAAUAAUUAUAUGACCAAUAUAUUAAUGUAAUUGUAAUGGUCGUAAUUAAGAAAUCAAGUAUUUGUGUACCGAAGUUAGUUGUAAUUCGACGCGGAAUUAGAAUUAAUAUGUUUCAUAAUGUAUGGUUGGUUUGCUUUCUAAAUCUGAUCAAUGUGUGUGUUUCUCUUUUAUAUUA